Messenger RNA from Oncorhynchus nerka (sockeye salmon), 1504 nucleotides. It is a transcript of the gene vtcn1, whose product is annotated as V-set domain containing T cell activation inhibitor 1. Gene Ontology annotation, molecular function: signaling receptor binding. Bases 285 to 1142 code for a protein of 285 amino acids. The record is from RefSeq and is a predicted model, not a curated record. Gene Ontology annotation, biological process: regulation of cytokine production; T cell receptor signaling pathway. Gene Ontology annotation, cellular component: external side of plasma membrane. The transcript has 5 exons. NCBI's taxonomy places the organism in Eukaryota, Metazoa, Chordata, Actinopteri, Salmoniformes, Salmonidae.
CUGGUUAAAAAUGUUAAUGGUAAGUCAGUAAGCAGUGCACAAAUACCUAAGUGACAAUAUUUACUCAAGGAGAGUCCCUCGCUUUCCUGAGUACAGGGUUUGAUAUUACAUGAAUGACAUACAGUGGGUGAGGACUUCCGAUGUGGAGCUACAGUCGAUCUCAUACAGUAUGUAGCUGCUGCAGACGACACAUCACAUGGAUACUGUAUGUGGACUCUGGUAAAGGGAGCAGCUGGAACUAACAUAACCCUGCUAAAAAAAGAGCCAGCUACCAUUGAGGAGCCAUGGCCUCAUUUGGACAGAUAAUCUUGUGGGGCUUGAUAGUCAGUAUUUUCAUAACUGCUGGACUAAUCAUUCUCAUCUUGUCUGUGUCAUUUUCAGGUCAGGGCUUGGGGGGUUCCAAGGGCACUGUGGAUAGCAUUGACAAGUGGCCCAUCGGGUACUUGGGAGAGGAUGUCAUCUUGAGCUGCAAGUUCAAGACUUCCACUAACAGCAGGGAAUCGACCAGUCAGGUGUCAAUCACCUGGACGAAGGAGGGGCUAAGUGAAGUGGUGUACAAGUAUGAUAAAGGAGCAGUCCAGCUGACGGAGCAAAACCCCCAGUUUAAAAAUAGAACCCUGCUGUUCUCAGAUGCCAUAGGUGGAGGCAAUGCCUCCCUGUUGCUGAGGGACGUAAAAGUGGGAGACAAUGGGGUGUACUACUGCAGUGUGAGCACUCCUAGUUGCUCGGGAACUGCCAGUGUUAACCUCAGAGCUGCAGCUUUCUCAGCCCCCAAAUUCAAGCGGGUAAACACUACCCUAACGGCAGAGGCAGAGAGAUGGUUCCCCAAACCAAACAUCACCUGGUUGGACGUCAAUGACAACGUCCUGAACGAGAGUGAAACUAGCUUCUUCAACAACUCCACCGGGAUAACUCGAUUCAUCAGCUCCCUUCAGCCAAUCAAAUUGUAUGGCAGCUACACCUGCAUCAUCCAAAACCCUCUGGUGAAGGCUAUCUCCCAGGCAACCAUCAAAGAUACAGAGAUAUCAGCAAAGACUUUCUUCUCCUUCAAUACUUCAGCUGCACCACCCAUACUACUACCUCAAUGGCACGUUCUCGCAGCUACGGCCAGUGUUUUUCUCUGGAUCUACCAGCUAACCUGAAACACAUUGACACCGACUGCUCUUCAUUGCCUACAGUCAAGGUUACUAAAAGUACUGUGGUAAAGUGAACUAAUCUGGUACUAUCCACUAGCCUUGGGCUGCCUGGAGUCUGAUGGAAUUUAUGUUGGAUAUAACAAGUGGAGAUACAGUGUGUGUGCGUGCGUGCAUGGCUAUAGGUUAUCUAAUAAGUGGUGAAAUUAUAGUUACAUACAGCAGCAAUACUGUAAUUACAUAAUAAUAACAAUUACUUUUUGUUUCUAUGGGAUUCACUGUGGCAAUCAGUCUACUGGGCUAUCAGUGUAACACGUGAAUCUAUAGGUCUAUAGUUUCUUUUUUUACAAUAAAAUGUAAAUGAUUUUAAA